Frankliniella occidentalis (western flower thrips) is the source of this 1504-nucleotide messenger RNA. It is a transcript of the gene CSN4, whose product is annotated as COP9 signalosome complex subunit 4. The record is from RefSeq and is a predicted model, not a curated record. The coding region runs from base 138 to 1370 and encodes 410 amino acids. Gene Ontology annotation, cellular component: COP9 signalosome; cytosol. NCBI's taxonomy places the organism in Eukaryota, Metazoa, Arthropoda, Insecta, Thysanoptera, Thripidae. The transcript is spliced from 9 exons.
UGGGGUUUUUGGAAAGGCCGACAGGUAGAGCCACUGUACUGUGCAUUUCGAUGUUUUGGUUCCCAAGGGGUACGGCUAAUGCAGUCUAUUUACAUUUGUGAUUGAAGUUCAAUUGCCUAGACUCCACAACUGUCACAAUGGCAGCUUCAUCAUUCACAAGUUUAGUGCGCCAGCAGCUUUCCUCUCUCAACUUCAAUGCUGGCAGCCAUAAGGACCAAGCGGACAGGUUUCGCACAAUCCUGGAGUCGAUUAUGAACUCUGCUGGAACAGAGCUGGCGGAUUGCCUGAAGCUGUUUAUUGAUGCCAUCAUUAAUGAGCAGGUGAGCUUGGUGAUUUCCCGACAAGUCCUCUCAGAUGUUGGACAACACCUUACCAAAAUUGAUGAUGAAACAUCCAAAAACAUAGCUCAUUAUACUCUUGAAAAGGUCCAACCACGUGUUAUAUCAUUUGAAGAACAGGUGUCCAACAUACGUCAGCAUCUAGCUGAAAUAUAUGAAAAAGAACAGAAUUGGAAGGCGGCAGCCAAAGUGCUUGUCGGAAUCCCCUUGGAAACGGGGCAGAAACAAUAUUCAGUGGAUUACAAGCUUGAAACUUAUAUGAAGAUUGCUCGCCUGUAUUUGGAGGAUGGAGAUCCUAUCUUGGCUGAAGCAUUUAUCAACAGAGCAUCUUUGUUGCAGGCUGAAACUAAAGAUGAGCAGCUUCAAAUUUACUACAAAGUAUGCUAUGCCAGAGUUCUUGACUACCGACGAAAAUUUAUUGAGGCUGCUCAGAGAUACAAUGAGUUGUCCUAUCGCACUAUAAUCCAUGAAGAUGAACGCAUGACUGCUUUGAAGAGCGCUCUGAUCUGCACAAUGCUAGCUUCUGCAGGGCAACAACGAAGUCGAAUGUUAGCAACUUUGUAUAAAGAUGAACGGUGUCAACAUUUGCCUGCCUACAAUAUUUUAGAGAAGAUGUACUUAGAUCGUAUAAUUCGUCGUUCAGAACUGCAUGAUCUUCAAGGUUUACUCCAGCCCCAUCAGUCCAUCACCAUUGACGGGUCAACUAUAUUAGAUCGAGCUGUGAUUGAACACAAUUUGCUAUCAGCAAGUAAGCUGUAUAACAACAUUACUUUUGAGGAGCUUGGAGCUUUACUUGAGAUUACCCCAGCCAAAGCAGAAAAGAUAGCAAGCCAAAUGAUCACAGAGGGCAGGAUGAACGGCUUUAUUGACCAGAUAGAUUCUAUUGUUCAUUUUGAGACUCGUGAAGUUCUACCGGCAUGGGAUAAGCAAAUUCAAUCUAUCUGCUACCAAGUAAACUCCAUAAUUGAGAAAAUAGCUAACACUGAACCUGCAUGGCUGAGUAAGGUUAGUGAUGAGGAUAUGAUGUGCUAAGAGUAUUAGUCAAAAUAGGUCAACAAAUUGGUACAAUUUGAAUAAUUGAUUCAAUUGAAAUUUUGUACAAACCAAUCUUGGAAUCAUUUGAAGUGGCGCGUAUUGUAAUAAAUAUUUUGUAAUGCUUUAAACAA